AUGAAAAGCAGUGCAAUAAAAGUAAACAAAGCAGUGAAGUGUCAGCUCGACCAAGAGCUCGAGUCGAGUAGGCAGAGUACCAGCUCGAUCGAGUUUAGGGACGAGUUGAGACAAACAAAGCUAAAGCUCGAUCGAGUUGAAGCUUGGCCGGUCGAGUUGAGGAACUCGACCGGUUGGUCGAGUGGACGGUCGAGCUGGUCUUCAAGAUGGCUUCUCCCUUCUUCCUUUGCGUAUCCAGUUGAGCUGCUUCCAUGUGCCAAGUCCCUCCAUGCUCCUCAUGUCUUUUGGAGCAUUCUGGAGCAUAUGGGACAUGAGGAGCAUGGAGGGACUUGGCACAUGGAAGCAGCUCAACUGGAUACGCAAAGGAAGAAGGGAGAAGCCAUCUUGAAGACCAGCUCGACCGUCCACUCGACCAACCGGUCGAGUUCCUCAACUCGACCGGCCAAGCUUCAACUCGAUCGAGCUGAAGUCAAAGUCAAACCCGAAAAAUGUUGCUUCCCCCUUGACUUCCUUUGA
Microthlaspi erraticum is the source of this 516-nucleotide messenger RNA. The record is from the annotation of a GenBank genome assembly. Lineage: Eukaryota; Viridiplantae; Streptophyta; Magnoliopsida; Brassicales; Brassicaceae.